AUGUUUAGAUCGCGUAUCAACCUCAUUUUUAUCUCGUUUCAUAAACUCCCCAAUCAGUUCCAUACUUCAUCCAACAAAGUGAGAAGCUUGGCGAAAAUUCCCGUUAGUCCAGUAACAUAUCAAGUUUUUUUAGGUGGACUUUCUUGUGGAAUUUUUGCAAUUGCUUGGAUUUCAAAGUCUAAGAAGCCGCGUAUCAUUACACUAGAGGAACUUUCUCAGCAUAACUGUAAGGAACGUGGAGUUUGGGUCUCUCUUAAAGGUAAAGUGUACGAUGUUACAAGUUUUGUUGACGAUCAUCCUGGGGGUGACAAAAUUCUUUUGGCUGCUGGAUCUGAUGUCUCUUCAUUUUGGUCCGUUUAUGCAUUUCACUACCAGAGUCAUGUCUUGAAAAUACUAGAGAAGUACUAUAUUGGAGAACUUGACAAAUCGGACUUUGUCGAAGAAGAAGACAAUGAAGAUAUAUAUAGUUCUGAUCCUCAGAGAAAUCCGGAUUUGAAAGUGCUUUCACAGCGUCCUUUCAAUGCGGAAACUCCUCUCUCAUCAAUAUGUAGCAACCCAAUAACUCCUACUGAUUUAUUUUUUGUAAGAAACCACCUUCCUGUUCCUGAUGUUGAUCCCGAGACAUAUAGACUUGAAAUAGCUUCUUCGGUUAUAAAAGUUAACAAUCAACCACUGAAUUUGUCUUUAAAAUUAGAAGAUAUUCUAAAGAAUUAUCCUCGUAAAAGUUUAGUAUCUACCAUUGUUUGCGCUGGGAACCGACGAUCAGAUAUGAUCAAGUAUGAUAUAAAAAAGGCUGAAUUAGAAGAACGUAGUCCUUAUGUGAAAGGCUUAUCGUGGUCUGAGGGAGCGAUUUCUACGGCAGAGUGGACUGGUGUACCGUUAGUGGACCUAUUGGCUUAUCAUCUGUUGCCUUCAAACCAAAGAACAAACUAUCAAGCACUCUACGAAUUGCUUAAAAAUGCAGGUGUACGUCACAUUCGAUUUGAUGUGGGUCUUGAAGAUGCCAUGGAUAUGUUUCUGCAGUCAGUGGACUUGUCUAACGAUAUUGAUAUGGGUGAAUUCGACUUUGCAUUAAAAGCUUCAGAGCUCCUAGAAAACUCAGACAGUGAUAGUGGAAUAAGCGUUGCAGGGGAAAAGCAACCAAUAAACCAAGAAACUAAUGUACGACCCAACGACACUGGUACUGAUUAUGUUCUGACUGAUGUUGUCGAUGCUACAACACGUGUGUCCGACAUUUUGCAUGAAAAUAACAAACAUUGCGGGGUUCAGGUGAAUGGUUUGUCAAAGAGCAUACCUAUCGAUAGACCGGGCUCUAAUUCUACUAUUCCUAAAUUUAAAAGGAUUAUUAUAAACUCUGUCGGUGAAAAACGUUUACUACACAGCUCUUUGGUAAAGCCAUACUUUUCAGCUUCCUAUCCUCAGAGAGUAAAUUCUGGUGUUGGUCACAAUUUGGCUGUAUCAAGUGUACUGCAGCCGCCGGAGCAUUCUGGUGUCACAGUAAAAACUGUGCCUUCUAGUGUUACUCCGUCGUUUGAGUCCUCAAACACAUCUCCGGGAUCUUCUGUGAAUUCACCUACUAAAUCAAGCAUGGAUUGCCGUUCAUUAGACGAGUUUUUUUCCGCAGUAAAUGGGGUAACUGAAAUUUAUGAAUACUGUAGAAACCCGACUCCUUCAGAUCCUUCACUAUGGCAGCAUUCAAAAAAUAUCCCGAGUACAUCAUAUCCUGAUUCUGUUUUCGGGAGCAGUUCUCAAUUCUCACCAACGUCAUUUCUUGAUGUGCAAGAUUUUUCAGGACCUAACGAAUCCAUCAUAACCCAGACUGACUUGGAACGCAUACGUAAAAAGCAAGAAAGAAUGGUGAAAAAUAGACAAGCAGCAUGUCUAAGCCGGUUACGUAAGAAGGAGUACCUAGAAAGAUUAGAAAUGAAGUUCGAGCAGCUAAAACGUGAAAACCUUUUACUUUGGCGCCAGAAUGAAGAGUGGCGUGCACGAUGUUUCCGUUUGGAACGUUGUAUUGAAGAUUUACAGUCACGGCUUCCAAGCUCUAUAAAUUCAGAAAACCUAACUGUUAAAUCUCAGUCGUUUAACGUAAGUUCAGACGAGGCGACAAAUAUUUCUUCACACCUUGACAAACAAAUUACUCCCCGAGAGGCUUGUGGUAAAACAGUUUCUGUGCACACAUUAGCACCACUCAAUGAAGUCACUGUUGGUUUCAAAUCAGAUACUCCACUUAGUCGUCUUCCAAGGUUGUCUGAUCUUGGAAAAAGCAAGACAGUUUCAAUUCAGCAUUUAAAAAAUUGCCAAAACGUAGCUCCCACUCAAAAAACGACCUACUUUACGAGUGUAAAUUCCCCAAGAACGUUCAAAUGGGAUAGUUCUUCAAAGAGAUUGUUACUUACAAGUAAAGUUGAUGUUGAAUCGCAUUCACAAUCUCUAUCACAUCAUUCUCAACUCAAAUCAAUUACUAAAACCUUGAUUUCUCCUCAGCGAAUCGUUCCUACCGUCAGUCAUCGAUCUAAAGUAAUUGCUACCACAAGUUUAUUGGUUAUGUGCGGUCUGUUAGCCGUGAAUAUAGUUCCUUUAUCAGAUAUAUAUUCUGGAGUAAGAUUCUUAUCUUCACAUAGCAUGUCUUAUGAUGGUGGAUCCCUUGCUGCUGGAAAAUUUGCUUUUGGUUAUCCCAGGCUAUGGUCACCUGUGCCACAUUUUCCAACUGGGCGACGUCUUUUAUUAAAUAUUCCACCUACACAAGAAGAAGAUGUUUUAACGAAUGAUAAUUCACUUCAGAACCCCUCAAAUAAUGAAUUUCUAUUUUCUGGAAAAUUUCCAACUAAUCAUUCUACUAACAACUGUGGUCCUAAUAAAAACAUGAGUUGUGCAGAGAAUUCCUUACUUACGGAUUCCAGGCAAAUUUUUCAAGGUUGGAUUAAAAGGCAUGCUGUAUCUACCAGUAAUCAGUCCCGUGUAUACAGGUUACUACUUACUUCAUCUCUUCAUAGUCUAAACGCGUUUGAACACCGACAACAUAUAGUCAGUUCAUCAAAACUUUCACAACAAAAUGUAUUACAUACUCAAAAACCUGCUUUCUUACCUAUGAAACAUUUAAAUAAUUCAUCUUCCGAAUCGAUUUCGCCUUCAAGAAAAGAUUCAUUAGAACGCUAUUCGGCUAGGAAAAUUAACGAUUCUAUUCUGAAUGUUACAACUGAAUCAUUACCGCCCAACUUUCCUCCACCUCAACGUCCUCCAAUAUUGAAAAAAUAUGAUUUGCAGCCUUACAUUCAUCCUGCUGUUCAUGCGUUUGAAAAAUUAUUUAAUAUAGUUAAUCGUCGCAAUGAUACAGCAUACAUUGUUUUUUUAAACCGGGAUCAUUUCCUCCUGCCUUCAGUUGAUCCAUUACCUGCAAAUAUGAAACAGAAAAUAACGUUCCUACUGCCAGCUCAUUCUAUGAUCAACGGAUCGUCUGUUGAUGGUGAAGAUAAUUAUUAUAAUAGUUCAGAUUCCAUUUUAACUGUGCUGCAAUUAGAUUGUGAAAUUACAAAUGCUACAUUAUUACAAUCACCUGUAUAUAAUUCCCAUAAAGAACACUCACCUAAUAACCAUUAAUCAAUUAUUUAUUUAACUCCUUUUUUUUAAAUCCAUCUUUUUCAGCUUUCAUUUAUAUUCGUAAUGAUUAUUUUGUAUAUUUUUUUCCUUCAGUGUUUUCAUUAUAAAAACGUGUUCAUUGUUAAAAAUUUCAUAUCUCAUUUCACUGAAUAAAAAAGUUGGUUGUUUUUUUCUUUCUUUUCGUUUUACCAUAACGUUACUUACAUUUCAAUGAUCCUAAUUUAUGUUAGUAUAGUCCGUGUCCAUUUAUUGAUGAUCAAUUAUAUUGUUCUAUUUUACUUCUUGUAUUAUUGUUUGUUUCCUCCUCUUUGUCAUGAUCAAUUUUCUGUGUUUUGUUUUAUUUUUA
This is a messenger RNA of Schistosoma margrebowiei, 3946 nucleotides long. The record is from the annotation of a GenBank genome assembly. Lineage: Eukaryota; Metazoa; Platyhelminthes; Trematoda; Strigeidida; Schistosomatidae.